GCUCCCAACUCGGUGGCGCCCGGAGAGCGGACACUGAGUGUGAGACUUCGCCUCCUAUCCCUCCCCUUCGCCCUCCCUCCGGGGUCUCUGCCUCCGUCUUUUUUAAAAGCUGCGUCACAUGCAUGCCGUUCCUUGAAGGCUCCCAGCCCCUCGCCGCCCGCCAGCCGUGCGGCGCACGCACGUCGUCUCUCGCUGCGCGCCCGCCCGGGUCACUUUGACACGGUUCUCUCCUCCCACUAGCAGGCAAUUAGCAUAUUAAUAAAGCUCGGCCCAGCCGGAGGAGCGCUGGAGAGCGGGCGCCUACGGGAGCGGGAGGGAGGAGAGCGAGAGGGAGAGGGGGGCAAGCGGCGGCAGCGUUGGCGGCGGGAGCGCACAGACACGCACACGCGCACACACGGACACACACUUGGGGGACGCACACCCGCGUGCACACACGCAGCGGCAGCUCGCCUUCCUUCCUGGCUUCCUUCCUGUCUGCUCCGCGCCUGACAGGCCCCUUCGCUGCAGCCAGGGCCCGCCCGCAGCGGUCGGAGGCUGGGCCGAGGCCGGACCAGACAGGCAGCGAGGGUGGCGGAGGCCGCGGGCGGCGGCGGCAGCUCAUGCCCGGCCUGUCCCCGCGCGGGGCAGGCACUGUGACUCGGCUGGGCCCCCAGCGGCGGGCGAUGUGAAGAUGUCAGUGGGCUGUGCCUGUCCUGGUUGUUCCUCAAAGUCAUUCAAGCUGUACUCACCGAAAGAGCCCCCGAACGGCAACGCCUUCCCCCCUUUCCAUCCCGGCACCAUGCUAGAUCGGGAUGUGGGCCCAACUCCCAUGUACCCGCCUACAUACCUGGAGCCUGGGAUUGGGAGGCACACACCAUAUGGCAACCAAACUGACUACAGAAUAUUUGAGCUUAACAAACGGCUUCAAAACUGGACAGAGGAGUGUGACAAUCUCUGGUGGGACGCUUUCACAACUGAGUUCUUUGAGGAUGACGCCAUGUUAACCAUCACUUUCUGCCUGGAGGAUGGACCAAAGAGAUACACCAUCGGCCGGACCUUGAUUCCACGCUACUUCCGCAGCAUCUUUGAAGGGGGUGCUACGGAGCUAUACUAUGUGCUUAAGCACCCCAAGGAGGCAUUCCACAGCAACUUUGUGUCCCUUGAUUGUGACCAAGGCAGCAUGGUGACCCAGCACGGCAAACCCAUGUUCACCCAGGUGUGUGUGGAGGGCCGGUUAUAUCUGGAGUUCAUGUUUGAUGACAUGAUGCGGAUAAAGACUUGGCACUUCAGCAUCCGGCAGCACCGUGAGCUCAUCCCCCGCAGCAUCCUUGCCAUGCAUGCCCAGGACCCCCAGAUGUUAGACCAGCUCUCCAAAAACAUCACCCGGUGUGGGCUGUCCAAUUCCACUCUCAACUACCUCCGACUUUGUGUGAUACUGGAGCCCAUGCAGGAGCUCAUGUCCCGCCACAAGACCUAUAGCCUCAGCCCUCGUGACUGCCUCAAGACCUGCCUUUUCCAGAAGUGGCAGCGCAUGGUAGCGCCCCCUGCGGAGCCCGCCCGACAGCAGCCCAGCAAACGGCGGAAACGGAAGAUGUCAGGGGGCAGCACCAUGAGCUCGGGAGGCGGCAACACUAACAACAGCAACAGCAAGAAGAAAAGCCCAGCCAGCACCUUCGCCCUCUCCAGCCAGGUACCUGAUGUGAUGGUGGUGGGGGAGCCCACCCUGAUGGGCGGGGAGUUCGGGGACGAGGACGAGAGACUCAUCACCCGGCUGGAGAACACCCAGUUUGACGCGGCCAACGGCAUUGACGACGAGGACAGCUUUAACAACUCCCCUGCCCUGGGCGCCAACAGCCCCUGGAACAGCAAGCCUCCAUCCAGCCAAGAAAGCAAAUCGGAGAACCCCACAUCACAGGCCUCCCAGUAAAGGCCUCUCCAGGGCCACCCAGUGCUCUGCCUGCCUGCCCCACCCCUUGCAGCCCCAAGGAGCAGAAGACGGAAUGAAGAGACUGAGCAUCUAAAAUGGGCAGCCUCCAUCCACCCACUUCAGGGAGGAACUGGACUCGCUGGGGGCAGGUGCCAAGAUUUGCCCCCCAGUGGCCCUGGGCUGGGCCUAGCCUCUGCAGAGCCUUUUGGUGGAAGGGGGUACUCAUGUGGAUGCCUAUGUGGACCCUGGGCCUCUGAGAAAUGUCCUGACCCCUGUCCCCCCAGGGCAUUUGCCUCCAUCCUCAUUUCAGGUUCUCGGUUCCCUAUUCUCCUAACUCCACCCCCUUCAAGCCUGGGUUGCCUAUACCCACAGCCCUUAGGGACUUAAAGUUAUGGGGCUUCGUUGAGUGCCCCAUCCCCUAGGUGGCUGGUAGUAGAGGGGUAAGGCUCUGGGCUCCUCCCUUCUGCCACCUAUUCCAGCUUCAAGUUUUUUAAAAAAUAACAUUAUUAAAAAUGUAAGUUUAAAAAAAGGUCA
Messenger RNA from Pteropus alecto (black flying fox), 2440 nucleotides. RefSeq names its product LIM domain binding 1 (gene LDB1). The transcript has 11 exons. Gene Ontology annotation, cellular component: nucleus; transcription regulator complex. Gene Ontology annotation, molecular function: LIM domain binding. The coding region runs from base 671 to 1906 and encodes 411 amino acids. The record is from RefSeq and is a predicted model, not a curated record. Gene Ontology annotation, biological process: nervous system development; positive regulation of transcription by RNA polymerase II; negative regulation of transcription by RNA polymerase II. Lineage: Eukaryota; Metazoa; Chordata; Mammalia; Chiroptera; Pteropodidae.